GGGGUCAUGCCAGCUAAUAUGCGCCACUUGUUCAAGAUACCCUUUUAUCUCAACGGCAGCGCAUCACAACUUCAGCUUCAGCUUCUCAGAGACAGACAGACAUGUUUUCAGCCUUCAAUUCUGAAUGCAUCAACACGUGCGGGUGCGUUAAUGGUUAGUAUAUAAAAAAUACUAGGUAUAAGUAACAAAUUAGUCAUUAAAUAAGAUUAUAUAUUUGUAUAUUUGUAUAUGUGAAUAUUAUGGUACCUAUUACUUUGUAUUAAGAUACUAAAAAAGGUAAAUAAAUAAUAUUUAAUAAAUUUUACAUAAUUUAUAUUUUAUUUUAAAUAUUUUAUUUUUUAUUUUAAAAGAGAAGUUAGGCAAUUUAGACAUCAUAACAAAAGCACCAUAAAAUUUACUAUUUGUAUAUAUAUAAAUAUAUUAUUUGAUAGCUGACCUUAUUUUGUAUACAUGAUUGUUAUAAUAUUAAGAUUGCCUUUGGAGAAACAAUGUAUCUUCUUUACUCCUUUGUCCCCUUCAUUUUCGGCAUAAAAUUGAAGAAUGGCCAUACCAUACUCCAAACCCCAUAGGCCAUAGCGUCCACAAUAUAAUAUUUUCUGACAAAUACCACGACUACAAGUACCAAAAAUGAUUAAAAGAUCUUACUUUCUCAUCAGUGUUUCUGGUUGAUGUUUGUUGAAUUGGCAAUUUAGCAUGCUUGUCUGGCCAACCAGUUUUCAUACGCUGAGAUGUGGACAUAGUUAUCGGACGGUAGAGGACUGCCCCCUGUUUGGGCACACAAAAGGACACACUAUAAUUUUGUCUCUGUCUUCUUCUAUGUGGUGGUUGUAUCACAAAUAUCUGAUCUUGACUUUUCAUAAUUGCAUUCAUUUCUUUCAACCCAACAUUAUGAAUGAAUAUAUAUAUAUAUUCUUUGAUAUGUCCGUGACAUGUCAGACAGAUACCUCCUAACAACUCUAUUCCAUAGAGACCAGAGAAGCAACUCACCCUAUGAUGCUACAAGCAUAGGGUAUCGCUGGCAUGGCACCAGAGUUUAUGUAAUAUGAAUAAUUAGAAUUUAGAUGAGGCGAUAUAUUAUGUCGUGCCAUUAGAGAGAAUAAAAACGUUACCAUAUAGCAGUAUCUAAUGUAUCUGGUGAUUCUAAUACAUACGGGACCAAGAAUGUGGUAAUAUUCUUGGAUUUCAUGUCAAGGCAGAAAUGAAAAGAAAAGAAAAGUAGUAAACAAGAUGGAGAAGCUAAACAAACUACGCACUUAUUCCUUGGUUAUUAGAAAGAGAAAGCUUUGUUCCUUUCCGUGGUUGUAUGUUAUGUUAUUAUAUUAAGUGGCCAUAUUUACAUGUUCUUCAAGGUAAUGUCUCGGUAACCAAAAAUCAUAAUAUAGAAAUGAAUAUUGCUAGUGUCAAAUUCCCAAUCAGCGCCUCAUGUCGGGGAAUAAACUCAGAUAUCACAAAGAGGCUUGCUUUCAAAAGACCAUGCAAUUUGCAUGGCAUGAGUUUCAAAAGCAUUGCCCUACGCAAAUCUUGGGUUAACAGUAGAAUUUCUGCCAUUGGAUCAAAGGGAGAUUCCAACAAUUACAGGCAUAACUCCUCUCCGGCAGAAAAAGUUGAUGAAUUCUACAUAUGUAUCAACGAGAAAAAGCUAAAGCAACUGGGUGAAUGUGUAUCUAGAGAUGCUUGUUUUUAUGACUUUGCCUUCACCAAACCGUUCAAAGGAAAGAAGGAAGUGAUGCAAUUCUUAGAGCAGCUUAGUUGUAGCAUGGGCAAAAAUGUCAAAUUCAAAGUUAGACAAAUAUGCCAAGGACAACAUGAUGAUGAUGAUGAUGGUUUUACGGCUGCAGCUAAUUGGCACUUGGAAUGGAAAGAAGAACAGAUCCCAUUCACCAGAGGUUGCAGCUUCUUCAAGUUAUCAAGACAAGGAGAAAACAUCGUCAUUAGGAGAGCUGAAAUAGUAAUUGAAUCACCAAUCAAGCCAGGAGGCAUAGUUCUGACUCUGUUGAAGACUCUGACUUCAUUAUUUGAUGACUUCCCACAGUUAGCUGAAUGUGAGGUUCUUAAGGAGUCCUCAUGCAAUACUUAGAUGGAUAAUGAAAAUAUACAAUAUAUUUGUAGCACCUUUAGUGACUCCACUACUUGACGGUUACAUAAGGCUUUGGAGCAUCACGGUUCGAUUGUUUAGCUAUGCAUUCAACAUACUCAUUUUCAUUUCCAAGUAUUUCAUCAAGUAGAGACCACAACAUGUCUGUCUAAUCUAUUUAAGCACUAGUAGAGGGUACCUAAUUACCUAUCAUCCAUCAAUUGGAAUCAUCAUGGUUCCACCAUGAAUCUAGCAGAGUGAGAAGAACCAAUGGUCCUAUAACAGGAGGGAGUGGAGGAGGCCUGCUAAAGGUGGCAAUUGGAUCAACCAUGUCCUUGUUGGCAGCAAUCCCCAUUUCCCCACAAGAUUCAUUCUUUUCUUGUUUUUUAGGUGUUGAACUCCCAAAUGUACCUGCUUCAAUCAAAUACAGAAUUCUAUUUCACCAAAUUCGAUAAACAUAAUAGGGUUUCCAAAUGACAUUGUACCUACCCUGUGAUGCGUUCUUCAUCAGCGGGUACAUUUGGUUGAAUCUGUAUUUUGAAGGUACCAAAAGUGCAGUAAGUCCACGCAUGUAGUACUCUCUAACUAUC
Arachis stenosperma is the source of this 2664-nucleotide messenger RNA. RefSeq lists its product as uncharacterized. The transcript is spliced from 6 exons. Bases 1304 to 2077 code for a protein of 257 amino acids. The record is from RefSeq and is a predicted model, not a curated record. Lineage: Eukaryota; Viridiplantae; Streptophyta; Magnoliopsida; Fabales; Fabaceae.